Molecule: messenger RNA, 2258 nt
Organism: Triplophysa rosa
Lineage: Eukaryota; Metazoa; Chordata; Actinopteri; Cypriniformes; Nemacheilidae
Product: G-protein coupled estrogen receptor 1-like
Exons: 2
Coding region: 840-2048 (402 amino acids)
Biological process (GO): G protein-coupled receptor signaling pathway; cellular response to estradiol stimulus
Cellular component (GO): membrane
Molecular function (GO): nuclear estrogen receptor activity; G protein-coupled receptor activity
Source: RefSeq, a predicted model, not a curated record
UGUUUAAUUAAUAUUUCUACUACAAUGAAGUCAAUUGUAUAAUUCAAGGAUUGAAACAAAUGGUGCAAGUGUAACACAUAAAAUGUGUUUGUAUAUGUAAUAAUCACAAUCAAAGCUGUAUGAAAAUAGAGAAGACAAAAGCAUCAGGGCGCUUGUGUUGAUCAUAUACAUGCAAAUACAGUUCCAGGAAAACUAGAAAGUUCUGAGCCUUUAUGCUGCCAUGUGCAUAUUCAUUACACCAAACCAACUACAUUUAGAAGUUACAAAGUGUAAAACCAAAUAAAAACAAACUAAUUCUAAUUUCACUGGGCUUGUAAAUCUGCUUAUUCACUCUUUCCAAUCACAGGUGGCUUUGAAAAACUUUGAGAUGCGGUUCCCUAGAGCUGUAAAAAAAUACAUCUCUUUCCACCGGCUCAUCAUACAGACACGCACGCACGCACACAUCUUUCUUCACUAUGCAACUCUAGAUCUUCUCUCUUCUGAUUUUCCAGCCAGCUGGGGAGGUAAUGGAGCAUUUAUCCAUCAACGUUGUUUGGGGUAAACAGAAGUGGCCAUUGUCCGUGUCUGUCUGCCACAACCUGCUGCUCUUGUAUUUCUGCAUUUGUACAUGAGACAUCGUGACUUCAGCAGGAGAAACUUCUACUCCUUUAAUAUAGCCAAACCGACAAGAACAGAGAGAAUGGACAGAGAAUCCAAUAAAACCAAUGCAAGACAUUCGCAUUUAUUUCAUUGUGACCUUAAAGGACAUAUUUUGUGCAAGUGAGGUCAAAGCACGAGGACAAGCUACAUACAUGGAUGAAAGCAGAUUAUGAGAAAGCCAUGCAAAGAAAAAGCUUCAAAUGUUUUCUCGCAAUGUGAAGAAGGAACAAAGAAAGUGUGAGAGAAAGAUGACGGAAAAUCUUUUGACUUUCCACCCCACCGUUUUCCAAUCAAAUCGCUCCGGUCUGCAUCUGUCCAUAAUUGAUGUCAACGAAACAAACUCGGUCUCUCCAGACACCUACAUCAUCAGUCUCAUCCUGUCCUGCAUCUACACCAUCCUCCUCUUCCCGCUCGGCCUUAUGGGUAAUGUCCUGAUCCUACUGGUGAACUUUGACCCUCGACAGCGGAUGAGCACACCUGACCUGUACUUCACCAACUUAGCCCUGGCCGACCUAGUGCUGGUUUUGGACUCGCUGAUUGAAGUGUUCAACCUGAGCGAGCAUUACUACGACGACGACGUGCUGUGCUCCUGCAUGGCGUUGUUCUUGCAGGUAAACAUGUACAGCAGCGUGUUCUCACUCACCUGGAUGAGUCUGGACCGAUGCCUGGCGCUGACCGGACUGAGGACGCGAGCGCUACCUGAAAACGUUUCCGUCACGCACCGCAUCCGACUCGCCCAGAGGACUUGCGGGACCAUAUGGGCAGCUGCCACCCUGUGCACCCUAAUCCCAUUUGCAACGGCACACAUACAUCACGGCUGGGGGCGUGGCUUUUGUUUUGCAGGCGUGGCUGAGGUGCAAUGGCUGGAGGUGACGCUGGGCUUCACACUGCCGUUCUGCGUGAUGGGUGGGUGCUAUGCCCUUAUCGCACGCAUGCUUUUGCACUCCGAACGCCCGCAACGAACCAAAGCCCUGCGCAUGAUCGUGGCAGCGGUGACUGUAUUUUUUGUGUGCUGGCUGCCAGAAAACGUUUUCAUCAGCGUGCAUCUGCUCAGUGGAGACAGUGCCUCGCGGCGACGUGGGAACCACACACUGUGGCAGCGCUACCCUUUAACCGGGCACGUGGUGACCCUAGCGGCCUGUGCCAACAGCUGUCUGAACCCACUCGUGUACAGCCUGCUAGGAAACACCUUCCGGCGCAAACUGAAAGUGUUUGUCGCGCACCACGUGUGCUGCCAGCAUACUUGCAUGCAGACUGCAAACACGACCCCUCCCUGCCCUUGUGUCACAUGCGCAAACGUGCACCAUUCUUGCUCUCAUGAGAAUAAAGACUUGGAGGAGGAGCGUGACCUCAGGAGCGGAGAGGAGGGUGCAGAGGGCCAGGAGUGCGUGUGUGAUAGAGUGGGUUAAACAUUGUCGCGAUGUGCAUGUAGAGACGAAAUUACACUGAAAUGAAUAAAUAAAACCCUCAUGAAAUGUGCCUGUUGAAGGUCUUGAAACUAAAUUUAGAUGAUGGCACAGCUGUAAACCAAACAGCUGAUAAAGUGCACAUCAUUAUUUUGUUGUCUAUUUUAUUAUAAAGUGGUAAAAUAAUUGGGAAAGAAAUUACUUUUGAUUAAU